AGAAGAAAGAGAAUAUAGAAAUGCAUUCGAAAUCUCAAUCACGUAAUUCAAAACCACCACGCUUUCAGUAAAUUAUUGAUUAUUUAAAGUGAGUGCGGUAAUAUCAAGCGCGCCAAUUUCAAAUGGCAGACGACGCAACUGCUGAAAAUUUGAAAAGGAGUUAUUUGGCAGCUUAUCAAACUCUAUUGUUUUCCAAAGGAAACAAAUCUAAGGCAGAAAUCGCUGACAUUGAGCGUAGAUGUUUGUUCAUUAAGUACGUGACUUGUAAAAAUAGCAUAAACGAAGAUGUGGCUGGUUCACUGCUUCGAAAGGAGCUGCAAAAUUAUGCAAGCCUUGUUGACAACAAAAGUGGGUUGAACAAUUAUUGGAAGCAGUUCAACCUGUUGAAUGUCAACACGAAAAACGAUCCAUUGGAAUGGGAGUCGAAUUUGACAGAUCCGAAUUUAGCGCUACAAUACCUAGAGCCAUUGCCCUGCAGUAAAGAGGCCACUCAUCCGUGUGUUAAUCAACAGUUCUUGGAUAAGGAUGUUAAGAGAGUCAUGGAUACGUGGAAGAAUGGAGGCUCGGUUCCAAGAGCAAGGAAAGUUCCUGUACAACAGCAGGAAGUCAAAGUUGUUCAAAAUAAAACUAUUGACUCCAGGCAUGUGAGGACAGUCGGUUCAGCAGCACAACAGAGGCACUUUGAUCCUGCGUCAAGUUUGAUGAAGACUAUAAGCUCAGAAAAAACAAACACCGGUCACAAAAAGCCUAAUACUGUGGUCGAAAAGGCAGGGGAAAAAUCGGAAGAAAAUAAGUUUGCUGGAUUCAAAACGGCCAGAACAGCAUUAGCGAUACAGCAGCAGGUAAAAAAUAAUCGACAAGGGCCAAGUAUAAAUAGACAAACAGCAAUGAAUAACAAGCCACCGGUUAAAAAAUCUCUGGGUGGCAAAGCGCUCAAUGCUCCCUAUGUUUGUCCAUUCAAAGAUGAACAGCAGCAACAGCAACAGCACUCAUCAAAAGAAGAAGAGUUGUCCGAAGUGACUGACGAGAGACUCAAGGGUAUAGAGCCAAAAAUGAUCGAACUCAUUCGAAAUGAAAUUAUGGAUUGCGGCAAUCCAACUACCUGGGACGACAUUGCUGGACUGGAAAAUGCAAAAAGAAUUAUCAAAGAAAUCGUCGUUUUUCCAAUGUUACGUCCAGACAUCUUCACAGGCUUGAGGAGACCUCCCAAGGGAAUUUUAUUAUUCGGUCCACCUGGUACGGGUAAAACAUUGAUCGGCAAGUGCAUAGCAUCUCAAAGUAAAUCGACGUUCUUCUCGAUCUCUGCCAGCUCACUCACGUCCAAAUGGAUCGGUGAAGGAGAAAAAAUGGUACGCGCGCUCUUUGCCGUGGCCCAGGUCGAACAGCCUUCUGUAGUGUUUAUCGACGAGAUCGAUUCUCUUUUAACUCAAAGAUCAGAGACCGAACACGAGUCCUCCAGAAGAAUGAAGACUGAAUUCCUAGUGCAGCUUGAUGGCGCGGCAACGGGAGACGACGAUCGUAUACUUGUGAUCGGUGCUACCAAUCGGCCAUACGAGCUCGACGAAGCAGCACGCAGACGACUCGUUAAGCGCUUAUACGUGCCAUUACCGGAGUUAGAGGCCAGAGCCCAAAUUGUUCGUAAUUUGUUAAAGUCAGAACGUCACGAAUUAACCGAGGAAGAUAUUAAUGAGAUCGCCAAAUUGGCCGAUGGUUAUUCUGGAGCCGAUAUGACUAAUCUUUGUAAAGAAGCGAGUAUGGGCCCGAUCAGAAGUAUACCCUUUGACCAACUGGAAGCCAUUAGUACGGAAGAUGUAAGAAAAGUUACAUUCGUCGAUUUUAAAGAGGCUAUUAAUACAGUUCGUCCAUCUGUGUCUCCCAAAGAUCUGACCGUUUACUUGGACUGGGACCGUACUUAUGGUACAGCAAGUGCACAACCUAGAAGAUGAUUGAUCGGAAUAAAAUAUAGACAUUAAAUUAUUUUUCUACCAAUUUUUGU
Messenger RNA from Copidosoma floridanum, 1996 nucleotides. RefSeq names its product fidgetin-like protein 1. Lineage: Eukaryota; Metazoa; Arthropoda; Insecta; Hymenoptera; Encyrtidae. Gene Ontology annotation, molecular function: ATP hydrolysis activity; microtubule severing ATPase activity; ATP binding. The record is from RefSeq and is a predicted model, not a curated record.